Phanerochaete carnosa HHB-10118-sp is the source of this 2457-nucleotide messenger RNA. RefSeq lists its product as uncharacterized. The record is from RefSeq and is a predicted model, not a curated record. Bases 223 to 1725 code for a protein of 500 amino acids. NCBI's taxonomy places the organism in Eukaryota, Fungi, Basidiomycota, Agaricomycetes, Polyporales, Phanerochaetaceae. Gene Ontology annotation, molecular function: protein binding. The transcript is spliced from 4 exons.
CCCAAGUCCCUACCGAGGGCUUCUCCGUUGGUUCGCGUACGAUGCAAGUCCACCACUCCUAGACUUGCCAAGGCCGUCCAAAGCCUCUCGUCCUCUCUCAGGAAACGGCUAGUUGAUGACCGACACCUUGAGGCACUGGACUACUUCUAUCUCUUCAUGAAGAAAAGGAAAUUAAGCCCCGAGGGACGCUUCGAGGCGUAUUGGCGGAGCAUCCGACUCUUCAUGGUUCACGGCCAGCUUCGCGCCGCGUACAGCUUGUACAGCCGGAUGCAGGACGAAGGUUACAUACCGCCCCAGCAGAUUCAGGCCAGCAUGGUCGUUCUCUACAAGCUUUCGACCGGAAACUCAACCUGGUCUCUGACUGGAGCGGCGGAGAAGGCCUUUGCUCAGGAGUCGUUUGAUGAGGAAGAGUUUCGAUAUCUGUUGCGCAUCAUCUCCUCUGUGACGCGACUUCCGCCGGCUGUGUACGACGACCUCAUCCAGCUCUUCAUCAAGUCCCGUGGAAAGGAGAAUUACACGCUGUCAUCCAAGACCGAGUCACUGCUAGCGUAUAUACGUACUCGACGUGAGCGGAUGGGGGAGGUACGGGAGACCAACUUUCCCGCGGAAGAGGGGCCUCUUGCAGACCGCACGACGGCGCACGAACAGGAGCUCAAAAUGCUCCUCAACAUGGCCAAGAAAGACCCUGAGAUCGCACCUAUCAUCCACUCGACCAUUCGCAGGAUGCGCCACAACGACGAAGCGCACGGCCGCACUCUCUACAACAUCAUGAUGUCUGCUCUGGCGGACAGGCGGCGAUACGCCGACGUCUUCUCCGUGUACAACAUGAUGAUCCGUGGUGACAAGUCUAUCCUUCCCAACGCAUACACGUUCGGCAUCCUCUUCCGCCUCGCCAGCCGCUUUUCUGGGCCGCGCACGAUCCACAGCCGCAAGACCAAGGCGCCCAAGGACGUCCCCACCAUGCGCGCCCUCUUCCGCGACAUGGUCUACUGCCACCGGAUCCAGACGGGCAAAGACGUGACGUCUCGGACUCCAGCGAUCAACGGCUCGCUUAUGAACAAGAUCCUGCGGACAUUCAUCGAGGCUGGGGACUUCGCCGCCGCGUACGUCGCCCUACGAAGCUACGCCGUCUUCAAGAUCCCCGUCUUGCUCGCGACGUACCGUGCCGUCAUCGGCGCCAUCAUGCAGCGCCUGCGGCACGAGCACCCGUACGUGCACCUGUGGAACGACCCCGGCCGGUUCUGGUCCUACCGCUUCCUGGGCUCGCCGCCCACGGUCCCAGAGGAGAUCAACGUCGGCGUCAUGGACGGCGUGCUCAAGUUCGGCACCAAGGCCGCCCUCCAGCUCGACCCCAUCGAGCUCUACAGCGACGUGUACCUGCAGUACAUCGCCGACGCCGUGAGCCACUACGUCGCCACCAAGGACGACCGCGACAUCCCCGAGCUCACGUACAGGAAGGUCUGGAACGCGCGGCGCAAGCACCCCUCCUACCGCAUGCCCACCGCCGUGUCCCUCCUCGGCCUCGUGCACAGCCCCGUGGACGUGUGGAGCACCCAGCCGCUGCUGCGCAUCCUCAACCGCGCCAUCUUCGCCAGCCGCCCCAGCCGCUUCCUGCCCGACGCCAGGAUCGUGUCUGUGGAGAUCCGGAACGCGCGCACAGAGAUGCUGCCCGCGUUCGCACCGCCCUCGAAGGAAUCUCAGAAGGCCCGGCUGCUCAACAUGUAAAUACAAUAAACCAACCACCACCCAUUGUUUUCGCAUUCCACAAGACCGCGCGUUCCAAGCAUCAAGAGUCGUCCGAGUCGCCCUCCGUGCCGGGCGUCUUUCCUGCCUCCACCAGCGCGUCUCGGAGGGCGACGUCCAUCCCCGUGCGCCGCAUCUUGUACUUGCUCACGCGGAGCCGGCCUUGUCGCGUCAGCUCCUCGAACGUGCCGUCCGUCCUGCUGCACCCGCUGAACGCAGCGACCGCGUCGCGCACGUCAUCGGAAAACGCCGCCCACUCCUCGCACGACACCGCCUCGACCCCUGCGCCCGCGAACGUCCCGAGGUAGCACCACCACCCGUCCACGCGCGCGACGAGCGCGUUCGUGCGCCGCGUCAGCUUGGGGUACGACGCCUCCGUCCAGCUGCCCUUGCGCGACCGGCGGUCGUUCGGGCGCACGAUGGUGCACCCACCGGAUUGGUGCGCGUCGCCGUCGCCGCCGCCGUCCCAGACUGCGUCGGGUCCGACCUGGACGACGCUCGUCCUGCCCAGUUUCUCUUUGGCGGCGUUGAGACACCUCUUUGGACUCGCGUCGGCCGUGAACGGUACCGGGCCUUGCUCGUCAGACGCCGCUCCGUGGACGGCUGCCACUGCGGAGCUAGGCAGCACUGCGCCACGGCCGGCCGCAUUAAUGGCAGUGACGUUCGCACCACUUUGCUCCGAGAGCUGCCUUUCGAGCUCUGCAUUCUUGGCCU